CGGGUCAAAGCAAGAACUUGGCUCUGACAGGGUAAACAGAGGCAGACGCUGCGUUCUUGGGGCGGAGGGCGAGAAGGGCCGUUGCCUCCCGUGAGCUGCCUGGGUUGGCCGCCGCCGCCGCCGCCGCCGGACCCCCCUUGCCGCCAUCAUGGGGAAGUCGUUCGCCAACUUCAUGUGCAAGAAGGACUUCCAUCCCGCCUCCAAAUCCAAUAUCAAAAAGGUAUGGAUGGCAGAACAGAAAAUAUCUUAUGACAAAAAGAAACAAGAAGAGUUAAUGCAGCAAUACGUUAAAGAGCAGGAAUGUUACGAUAACAGAUUGCUUAUGGGUGAUGAACGUGUAAAGAAUGGUCUAAAUUUCAUGUAUGAGGCCCCACCUGGAGCAAAGAAAGAGAACAAAGAGCAAGAAGGAGAAACUGAGUACAAAUUUGAAUGGCAGAAAGUAGCUCCACGUGAAAAAUAUGCUAAGGAUGACAUGAACAUUAGAGAUCAGCCAUUUGGCAUCCAGGUGCGGAAUGUGAGAUGCAUUAAAUGUCACAAGUGGGGCCAUGUAAACACAGACCGAGAAUGCCCUCUGUUUGGUCUUUCUGGAAUUAAUGCAAGCUCAGUUUCCAAUGAUGGCUCAGGGCCAUCAAUGCACCCCUCGGAGCUAAUAGCGGAGAUGAGAAACAGUGGGUUUGCACUGAAACAAAAUGUACUGGGGAGAAACUUGACCGCAAAUGAUCCAUCACAGGAAUUUGUUGCAAGUGAAGGAGAAGAUGACCCAGAGGUGGAAUUUUUGAAAUCCUUGACAACUAAGCAAAAACAAAAGCUUUUGAGGAAACUGGAUCGCCUGGAGAAAAAGAAGAAGAAGAAAGAUAGGAAGAAGAAAAAGCACCAGAAGAGAAAAAGCAAAAGUAAACACAGGAAACAUAAGAGCAGAUCCUCUUCCACAUCCUCCAGUGAGUCUUCAGUAAGCAGCAGUGAUAGUGAGACUGACAGCCAAGAUAAAGCAGCACAAAAGAAGAUGGAUUCUAAGGAAAGAAGAAAAGCAAAGUUUUCAGAGACUAGCAGCAGUGAUUCUGAAGGGAAGGCGAAGACUAAGGGAAAACUUUAUGAAGAUCCCUCCAGCGGUCAUGGUAACAAGGACAAAGAUAGAGAGAAGUGUAGACUUUUAAAGCAAGAUAGUUCUGGGGAGAACAACAAAUGGAGCUCCUGUGAGAGCAAAAGAAAACCCACAAGCAGAAAUGAUAAAACAGACAAGAGAAGAGAAUCAGAAAGAUAUGGGAGCAGAAGCCAAAGCAAGGAGGAGAGGAGCGGGAGAGGCUCUAACACAAGGCACAGGACUUAUAGCCCGAGUGAAGAGCGGCAAAGGAACAACGAAACUAAAAGCCACAGCUCAGACGUUUGUAGAGAGCAACAGAAACAGAAAGAGAGCUAUAGCAACAAAUACAGUAAAAAGGAGCGCAGAGAGAGAAGCAGAAGCAGAGAGAGGAAAAAAUAGAUAACGUGGGUGGGAGAUGCAUUUUUGCAUGUCUUUUUUUAUAAAUUCCUUUAGUAAGGGCUCUUGAUACACUUCUCUCUUUCUCAUCAGAUGGCUGUUCUCAGUGAAAUGUCAAUUUCUUACUUUAAAGAGCCCUAAACACAUUUUGUAUGUAUGUUGCAAACAAAUACAGGCUUUUAAAUAUAAGCAACAAAUUAUUUUCUUGAUAAAUAUGUCUUAUGUUUGAGUAGCAAGCCAUAUGAUUUCAUUUUGGUGGGGGUGGGAGAAGUUAAUCAGUAAAUCAACAUUUAUUUCAGACAUUAAUGUACAAAAAAUACUUGACAUGCCUCUGUAAAAUUGGAACUUAACCAGUACAUAUUAAUUCUCCUUGAUAAUAAAUAUACAUAGUCUUGUGAGGAGCAGGCUAAGUGUUUGAGAGCAUAUUAAAUUACGCCGAUAGUUUUUAACAUAUGACUAGAUAAAAUCACUGUUACAGGCUAUAAAUGCUAGAUUAUUUUUGAACUGAAACAUUUCCCCCCAAGAUCCACCUAAGAGGACAAUUUCACAAGUUAAAACAACAGCAACAUAGUUCCGCAUAAACGUGUAGCCAACAUUUUUUACCACCUGCAGAGUAUAACUUGGUCAAGGCUAUCUAAGCAUCUUGAACCCCUGUUGGUAUAUGUCGCUACAGUGUCAAGUUUUUGUUCAAUAAUUUCUCACGACAUGGGAAGAAUAUUUAUUGUCUUAAUAGUUUCUAGGUAUUGUAUGCUGUAGGAAUCUAAUGUCAGCUCCACUCUUCUUACCGUACAGAAAGCAGCUUAUUUCUUUUAGGGUUGGGUGGGGGGUUUAAAACUAGAUGUUGUUAAGGUAAGAAUUACAUUAAAUAAACGUUACUUUCAAAAA
Messenger RNA from Elgaria multicarinata webbii, 2362 nucleotides. It is a transcript of the gene CIRSR, whose product is annotated as corepressor interacting with RBPJ, CIR1. Gene Ontology annotation, cellular component: nucleus. Bases 149 to 1480 code for a protein of 443 amino acids. Lineage: Eukaryota; Metazoa; Chordata; Lepidosauria; Squamata; Anguidae. Gene Ontology annotation, biological process: negative regulation of DNA-templated transcription. Gene Ontology annotation, molecular function: transcription corepressor activity. The transcript is spliced from 10 exons. The record is from RefSeq and is a predicted model, not a curated record.